Molecule: messenger RNA, 2577 nt
Organism: Talaromyces atroroseus
Lineage: Eukaryota; Fungi; Ascomycota; Eurotiomycetes; Eurotiales; Trichocomaceae
Exons: 7
Coding region: 1-2577 (858 amino acids)
Biological process (GO): nuclear-transcribed mRNA catabolic process, nonsense-mediated decay; mRNA export from nucleus
Cellular component (GO): nuclear cap binding complex; nucleus
Molecular function (GO): RNA cap binding; mRNA binding
Source: RefSeq, a predicted model, not a curated record
AUGGCUGACUACGAGCGUCGGAAUCACGGCUUUCGAGGAGGAAGAGAAGGAGGACGCAAGCGGAGGUACAGAGAUGACGAUGACUUUGAUCGCCGUCCCCAGAGACGCAGAUACGAAGAACCCCUUGGCUCGAGAGUGCGGAGACUGUUGCUGUUAAUUGCGGAGUCGGCUGUUCGCAGAGUAGAGGAUGAUGUUGUGUACAUUGCGCGAAUGGCAGCGGACAAUUAUGACGAUGAGGACGUUCGCGAGUCGUUUUUGGAGACCAUCAUUCAAUUGACCCUCGAACAGCCUUUCAAGAUCCCGUUUGUCGCCGCCGUCGUCCUAGUCCUCAACUCCCUCAAACCAGAGUUUGCCGCCGAGGCGCUGAAGAGAACAACCUCGACGUUGCAGCAAGCUCUCAAUGCCGGCGUAUGGCGCGAUGUGAAGCUUUUGGUGCGGCUUGUCGGUUGCGUACAAGGCAUGCUAGAGGGUGAUGGGGUCUUCGUUAUUCUUGAAGAGCUGUUUUCACGUGCUGUUGAUCUGCAGACGACGUCUUCUGAGGAUUCAUUGGGCCUCGAACUCGUUAAGAUCAUCCUUCUGGCCAUUCCCUACGUUAUGGCUUCUUCGGCUUCUUCUGGCUUCGAGAGCCAGGCAGUGGCACUUCUCGAAAAAACAGACAUCAUCGCAUCCACUCCACAUGCCUUGGAAGCGCUCGUAAACCCUUUCAGUUUCGACAGCAGCGACGAAAGUUUCGAGCCCCUGCAGAGCUUCAUUGGCUUACUACAGAAACAACUUCAAAACGAAUCAACAAAUUCAAAAUGGGAGCUUAGGUGUCUUCCUCGGCCGUGGCAAGCGCUCUCUGAGUUCUCCUCGUCCCCUGACAACCAAGAAGGCGAAACCCCCAUAUCGCUGGAGAGCGCGACGAAACACCCUUUGCCUACAGUGACUGUGCCAGACCCCGUGAAAAAUGGCCCCAGGGCUAUCUAUCCAGAGGUCUACUUCUCGGUGUAUGCAGAGCAGGAAAUCGAGACGGUGCCUGGAAUUGGUGAUGUCGCAUCAACGUUAUUGCGCGAUGCACUAGUCGACACCAUCAACAUAUUGGAUUUCAACCGUACGGCAGUGGCCAGGUUUUUAAUUGAUGUUGAUUGUUAUUUUUCACCGGACACAUUUGUGAAACGGGCAACGCCAUUCGAUAAACUACGAGAAUUGCCUUCGGAUCGACCAACUUGGAAACCAGAAGAUGUGGCUGUUGACGCAGUGUUUUCGCAGCUAUUCCAGCUGCCGAGUCCCGAGCAUAAACUCGUCUAUUAUCAUUCUGUGCUCACUGAAUGCUGCAAAGUUGCCCCUGCUGCAAUUGCGCCUAGUCUUGGGCGUGCCAUUCGAUUUUUGUAUCGGAAUGUCGAGAGACUGGACGUUGAUCUGACGCAUCGAUUCUUGGAUUGGUUCUCGCAUCAUCUGAGCAAUUUCGGGUUUACGUGGAAAUGGACGGAGUGGAUUGACGAUUUGCAACUUCCUGAGAUCCAUCCAAAAAUGGCAUUCAUAACUGGCGCACUGGACAAAGAGAUCCGACUGAGCUUUGCUCAACGUAUUAAAGGAACACUGCCCGAGCCUUAUCAGCCUUUGAUUGCAGAGGGCAAAGAGAAAGAUACGCCGGAUUUCAAGUAUACUUUAGAGACUACUCCAUAUUCCAAGCAAGGAUCGGAAUUAAUGCAACUAAUCCGUAAGAAAGCUACUGACGAAGAAAUCGAGCCGGUCAUAGCAGAGAUUGAGAAACAAGCCAAGGAGCAUGGCGUCGAAGACUCGAUGGUCCCAUCCACCGAUGCAUUUGUCACAUCGAUAUGCUUCGUCGGAUCCAAAUCUCUCUCCCAUGUCCUUUCAUGCAUUGAAAGGAAUAAGGAACGCCUUCUCGCCAUCGGGCCUCGUUCAGCACCUGGCCGACGACAAAUUAUCACCUCUGUGAUGGAAUACUGGGUCGACCAGCCCGGAAUCGCAAUCAACAUCAUCGACAAGCUUUUGAACUACACCAUCCUCACCCCCCUCUCCGUAAUUGAGUGGGCAUUGCUCGACCGCAUUGACGCCGGCAAGAUCCUAUCGCAAGCACACGUCUACGAAAUGGUCUCCGCCACAGUAAACAAAGUGACCAACCGGAUUCGCCAAAUUGUUGCGGCACGCACGCAACGCGGUUUGUACGAGCCGCAACUCGGCGUCGUCGAUGAAGCGCUUAAUCGCGAAAAGGCCGAUAUGCAGACUUUAUUCACGCUCAUCGAAGACUCCAUCACGCCCGUCGCUGCGGGCAGUAACGAUGAACUCAUGGAAAGAAGUGAAGACGACCCGAGCACGCGCGAAGAGAACGAAAUCAUCCGUCGCUGGGCCGUGAGAUGGCGCCGCGUUUUCCAGAGAAAGGCUGCCGUUGAGGCGGCCUUUAUUGCCGAUGCCAUGAUCGAUGCUACGCCAUUGGGCACGAUGCCGCCACCACCUCCUGAGGAUGAAACUGCUGCUGCUGCUCCUGAAGCUGGAUCAGGAGCUGGUUUGGAAGAUGGUCUGCCUCAGUCGGCGGCUAAUGGGGAUAAUGAUAUGGACAUUGCUGAUAUUUCGUAA